UUUUUAAAUCGCAGUUGCGGUCACCCUGAUCUACUCCCCAUUUUUACAAAAAGCCAAAUGAAAAUUAAAAUAAAAACUUCGUACCUUUAAUUUAAUGCAAUAAUAUGUGCAAUUUGAAGCAUGCCGAUACAGGCGCCCUCAUGGACAGACUUUCUGAACUGUCCCAUCUGCUGCAAUGAGUUUGCAGCCAGUCAGCGUGUACCGAUCAGCCUGGGAUGUGGUCACACGAUAUGCAAGCUAUGCCUGACCACGCUCUACAAUCGCCAAUGUCCCUUCGAUCAGACAUUGAUUGUAACGGAGAUCGACAACUUGCCCAUUAACUAUGCACUGCUGCAGCUGGUGGGAAGUGGAAAUGGAGGUGGCGGCGUGGCAGGAGGCAAGGCAGUGGCCAGCAAGGACUCGGAGCUGGCCGAUCUGGCACCAAGUGUACAGAAACUGCAGCCCGAACAACUCAAAUGCUAUAAGCUGGGCAAGAAAUGCAUCGAAGAUCUGGCACUGCACCUCAAAUCAUUUCUCAAUCUAAACAGCAGCAAUCUGCUGACAAGACCCAUGCAGCGCAAACUCGUCACUCUGGUCAAUUGUCAGCUGAUGGAGGAAGAGGGUCGUGUGCGUGCUUUACGCGCUGCUCGCUCGCUAGGCGAACGAACGGUGACCGAACUGAUACUGCAGCAUCAGAAUCCCCAGCAGCUCAGCUCCAAUCUGUGGGCAGCAGUGCGUACACGCGGCUGCCAAUUCCUGGGCCCAGCGAUGCAGGAGGAAGUGUUAAAGCUGGUCUUGCUGGCACUGGAAGAGGGCUCGGCAUUGUCGCGCAAGGUGCUGGUUAUGUUUGUGGUGCAACGGCUGGAGCCACACUUUCCACAGGCCUCGAAGACGAGCAUCGGCCAUGUGGUGCAGUUGUUGUAUCGCGCCAGCUGCUUUAAGGUGUCCAAACGCGAGGCGGACUCCUCGCUGAUGCAGCUGAAGGAAGAGUUUCGCACCUACGAUGCGUUGAGGCGAGAGCAUGAUGCACAAAUUGUGCAAAUUGCCACCGAAGCGGGAUUGCGCAUAGCCCCCGAGCAAUGGUCGUCGCUGUUGUACGGCGACAUUGCGCACAAGUCGCACAUGCAAAGCAUCAUCGACAAGCUGCAGACACCAUCAUCGUUUGCACAGUCGGUGCAGGAGCUGGUCAUAGCGCUGCAACGCACCAGCGAUCCGGCCAAAUUGUCGCAACUGCACAAUCAUCUGCAGUACUUAGCCAGCAUUGAUCCUUGUGUGGAGACAGCUCCCUGGGAGGAUGUGUCCAAGGCGCUGGACGCUGUGCGGCAUGCGGUCAUGGGACUGGUCCACUUCCUGCAGCAUCACGGCGUACGCAAGCCGCAGGACAGCAGUUUGGCUAGCGGCUCAACGAACAGCAACAACACCAAGUACAAGAUCAGUCUGUGUCGCGAUCUCAACGUGCGUCGUGUGUGUCCACGAGGCGCCAGCUGCACAUUCGCCCACUCCCAGGAGGAAGUCGAACGCUAUCGUGCACGCAAUCGCGGCAAACACAUCAAAUCGCCCAUGCCGAUGGCCAUGCCGAAUAUGCCGGUCAACAACAAUGGCAAGAAGUCGUUGCCCAUGGGCAACGAAGUGCAGCAGCAGCAGCAACAACAACAGCAGCAGCCCCCACCGCCACAUGCGGGCCCAAUGAUGCCCAUAUCGCCCAUACGCUAUAUGCAAGCAUCCGCACCACCGCCACCGCAUAGGGGCUACUUGGAGCCUUUGCCACCAGCCGUCGCACACAAUCUGUCGCCAAGCGGUGUGCAUGGCCAGCUCAUGCAUCCACAUCACAGUCCCAUUGCUCGACAACAGCAACAACAACAGCAGCAGCAGCACACGGCUUUGAAUGGUCUCUUGGUUGCGCCACCUGGACGCUAUGAGCCACGCUUUAACUUUGGCCCGGCGCCAACGCAGCCACGAAAUGCAGCACGCGACUAUGCUGGCAAUGCGGCAGGUGCUGCUGGCGUGCAACGUAACCCACCGAAUUACAACAGCAACAACAACAACAACAGCAAUAGCAGUCAACUACAACACAAUCAUGCCAAAAGCUUUUGCAGCAUGCUUCCAACGGAUGUCUAUCAUUCGUCCUUCUUUGGCAACACCAACACCAUCAACAACAACAACAACAAUAACGAUGCGCAAGCGAAUAGCAAAGAACAGCCACCCACAAAGCUGGGGCAACAUUUAGCCGCUGGCGGUAAUCCUGGAAAUCCCUGGGAGCAUACGUAUAUGCAACAGCAGCUAGCGACGCUAACGUCGUCGACGUCGUCGUCGUCGUCGUCCAGCAAGAACCCCAAUCGACCGGGCAUGUCGACCAUUUUACCCGCAACAGCUGAUACCUCAUUUUACGAAAAGAAACCGCCGAGUAAUGUUAACAUAGACCUGGAGCUGGUGAAGCCCAUGGGCGAUAGUGGAGCAACCAAUCCAGAUGCGAUGCCGCUGCCGCUGUUCAGGUCCAACCACAACACUAGUAACAACAGUGGCAACAACAACAACACCAACACCAGCAACAAUAGUAGUAACAACAACAACAGCAACAAUAAUAAUAGCUCUCUCAUAUUCUGGAGUGCACACAAUAAGGAUUCGGCCAACUUUGUGCGCUCCGAUUCGAUACUGGAUGACGAUGCGUCACCCUAUGAAGUUCCCUCUGGCUCAUCGAUGCACAGUCGCUACGGUCCCAUUUGUCCCAAACGCUCGACGAGCAAUUGGAACAAUUGGAUGAUGGAGAACGAUGUGAAAAUCGGCGAUAAUGCCGUUGCAUUCAAUGACAGGCUGAAAACCGAGCACAAUGACAAUGUCAAUCCAAAUGCCAAUAAGAAUUCAGCUGGGGUGUUCAUCUGGAAUGAUUUGAACGCGAAUGCGACGAGUCCAUCGAGCAAUUACUGGAGCAACAACACAAGUGAUGCAGAUGCAGCCGGAGUUGCAGCGAGUGCAAGCCAAGGCGAAAGACUGAAACAUCACCUGAUCCUGGAUAGAAAGCCACAGCUGCUGUCCGAGGACAGUUUCGAGGGUGGCAUCGAUAGCGGCAUGAUGAGCGAGUUGGAAAAGAAUCUGGUUGACAUUGUUGAGGUCUGGUCGAAUCCAGAUGACAGCGGCAUUAAGUUGGAUUAAAUUUGCGACCGCAGAGAACCAGAGCCAGGGAACUAACUCAUCGAACUCACAGUUUGAGGAGGAAACAUAAUGCAAUCAUUUUACAGUUGUGUCCACAAUUUGAAGGACACUUUAGAGGUUUGUACACCGCACAGCUUAAAAUUCUAGAAUUUCAAGUAACCUACAAUUAGUAAAAAUAUUUAAAGCUUGAUCGAUAUUGGAUCGUAAAAAGAACUUAUAAAAAAGAAAAACAACAAAAAAAAAUGGGGUUUGGGAAACUAGAAACUAUUAUAUAAUUGUCUAUAUAAAAUGUUGUCAUCGAUAUAACUUAUCUUAUAUGUUAGUUGUUCUAUUUAAAUUGAUGUUCGGGCCGAACCGAAUUAGUCCGUGUUAUAUUUCAAUUUUUUGGGGUUUCUUUCUUAGCUUGAUCUGUUCCGAUUUAUAACAGAUCCACAACUCGUACAUAGUAAAUAUAGAAAUAUAUAUAUAUGUAAAAUAUAUAUAUGAAAUGGAUGUCUAAACUAGCCACGACCUUUUAGCACAACAAACAAUAAAAUAAAUAGUUGAUAGUUAUUUCAAAUUGAUAUAUAUAUAUAUAUAUAUAAUAUAAUUAUGUCUAUGCAUAAUUUCAAUAGGUGUUGGGCGAUCUUCAGGAAAACAAAUAUUUAUGAUCACAAACUUUUUCAAUUUGCGUCCGUUCAAACAAAAAAAAAAGAAGAAAAAAAAAGAUAUGCUAAAAGAGAAUUACGUUCAGGGGUCCCUAGCAAGAUCAACAGCAAGACUAUAGAUCUAUAUAGAUCUUUAGAUCGAUAAGAGAUGUAUUGAAUUGAAUGAUGAUAAUGAUGGAGCAGUCAAUGUCAACCGAUUAAAGACAACUCGACUUGAUAUCUAUUAAGGGUAAAGCUAUGUCUGAAAAUUGUACUAGAAUUGAAAUGCCAAAAUGCUAUUACCAUCUGUAAUUGUAAGACCCCAUAAAACUACAUAAUGCUGAUAAUGUAUGUAGUCUCUCAGUGGGUCGGUUCGUGAUUUUUACUUGCAGCAGCAAAAUGCUGAUCCGAUUGAAAACUUAAAACAAUAUUUUGUGUGUGUUUAAAAAAUAUUUAUAUACAUAUAUAUAUCUUCUUUUUUUAAUUUGUAUUUUUUUUUUUUUAAAUUAUUAACUUUUUCAAAUCAAAACACUAUUUUUAUAUAUACACUCAAAAACAAAAACAAGUUGAAAGAUGACAAAAAAGCGAAAAUAUAAGAAAGAUAACAAAUAUGUAUGUAAUAGGAAGUUUUGGGGUAAAAAGUGUGGCCCGCACCUUGGGCGAGGGGGACCCACAUACGUUUGAUAAUUUAUAUGUGUAUGUGGAUGAAUGUUUAUAUUUCUUAAAGAAAUUUUAAUAACGCUAUUGUGCGAUGUUGUUAACUAUUGUACUAUAUUAUUAAAUUUAUUGAAAAUAAAUUAAAAUCAUGUCCCUUUUCGUUGUACUCGUAUUCGUACUCGUACUCGUUUAGUGUAAAGCGAUGAUGACACGACGACGACGAUCCGAAAGGCUUCUAAACAUGCAUAAAGCCCUACUAUAUAUAGAUACUAUAUGAAAAUGAAAAAAAAAAAAACAAAAACAACAAAAAACUAAAUAUGUAUAUGUAAAUGUAUGUAUGUGCGUAUGUAAUACAUGCGCUAUAUAUUUUAAUUGAUAUAUUAAUAUUAUAUAUUAAUGUCAGAUGAUCCCCCAUGUUUGCUUUCGAUUCAAAUGCAAUUUAACAAUGGAUUUUUUUUCGUAAUAUUUGAGCAAAAGUCAAGAACCCAUCAUACCUAUUAUAUUCGUCAUUAGAUUGAAGAUCGUUUGUUUAUAACUGAUUGAUCAGUGAAUAAUGAAAAGAAAUGAAAUGUGUUUCGUUAAACCGAUAGAUGUAAAUUAAUUUCUCAGUUGUUAAUGCGAAGUCGAAAACCAAGUUUAGUUAAUGAAAAGCAAUGCAUACAUAUGUGAGAUGUAUGUUUUUCCUAUAUAUGAUGCAUUAAAUGUAUGUAAUAACUAUGUAUACUUAAGCAACAAACAAAAACAACUAACUGAUUAACGAUAGAGAAAUGCGAAUGAGAUUUGUGUAUUUGUAAUUUGAUUUUACACUCAUUUGCCACGCUCCCCAUGCCCACGCAUCACCUCAAUUGAAAUCAAAACCAAAUUAGUCAAUCAAUCAAUCAGUCAAUCGAGCACCCAUCAAUCCUUAAUCCGCAACGUACCCAGCGUACUUAAAAGACACCACACUCGGUAUUCGGGGCAUAAACUGGACGUGGUGCAGUUUUAGUCUAAACCCAAUGGGUUCAUAACUCUCGUUGUUGAGUUGAGUUUUGUAAUCUUAUAAUUAUAGAAAUUGUAAAAACAUACUACAUAUAAUAUGCAAACUAGGUAUGAUAAUUGAAAGCAAUUUUCAAGCUUCUGAAAUCCGUUCGUUUUAUUGCCGCGAGCAAAAGCAUCUAAACAAUUUUUUGAUUAUAUUGUAUCUUAUCUAAAUAUACACAAAAAAAUAUCAUAUUUUAUUUAUAUGUAUUAUGCGUAUUUUUUGUAUUAUUACUAAAAAUGUUAAUCUUAAGCAAUUUUCGAGUUCUGUUAACCCCAAACAACAAACAAUUUAAUUUAUUUUAUUUUUGCCAAUAAAUUUUUUUCAAUUGAAUUUAUGUUUAUAUUGUUUUAUUUUAUGAUUAUGAUUUUUAUUUACUCCCUUCUUCAUCCUCAUAAAUUUCAACGUAUAUUGUGAACAUAUCAGAGCCGAAACCUAGAUACUUACAUGAUACCACCACCCAAAAUGAAGAAACCACCCGAAAGUUAGCUAUGAUUAAGAAAACUAAAACAGUAACUAGUUACAGACAAUCUUAAUAGUAUGUAUAUUAAUAAUAUGUCUCUAAACAAAAAAACUAACAGAUAAAUGUACAUGUAAAUAGAUAUGGCCUAUGGUAUUUGAUAGUCGCUUCUGUUCCUUGUGACCUAGGGUUAGUGAGAACACGUCAUAAAAACACGUUUUUGCGAUUAAUUCUAGUACAGUAAUAAAUGUCUGCAUCCAAACUUUUUGCAAUAGUUACAGUAAACGUAAUAAACUUAAUAAUGAUAACAACUAUCUAAAGUGCUUCAUAAGUAGCUGCAAAUCGAGCGCUUCUUUCAAUUGGCCAAGUGACUUACAAUAGUUUAUCUCUCAUAUGAUAUCUAUAUAAUUAUACAACAAAAAUAUAUCUUCCAUCUUAACGCAUCAAAUGUGUUAUGGCGAGGACAAUACAAAUACAGAAACCAAACAAAAAAUAGAACUAAAAAUACUAAAAAAAAAAUGAAGAACUUUCAAUUAUUAUUUCCAUUCUCAAUUAAAUUCUAAUAAUGUCUUUGGCACAAUCCAUUUUGGAAUACGCUCAGCUCAGCUCUAUCAAAAUAAGUCCCUAAAAUAAUGAUGAUGAUGAUGGUGUGAAAAUGUCCAUUCGAAUGUAUUUGAAUAUGUACAAAACUAAUGAAAUAUAAUUCAUUCAGCGUGAAAUUUAUUGUGUGUUAUUAGUUGGAGAUUCUUAAAUUGUGAUGAUGUGAAAUUUACAGUUAACAUAUGAGAACUACUCCCAGUUUAAUGGGAAAAACAAACAAAUGUCUUUAUAUUUCCAUAGAUAUGUAUUAUUAUGAUAAUCUUAACUAACAAAACUAAUGUAUACACACACACACACACAUACACAUAAGACACUCAGACACACUCAGAGCAUACAUAAUAAUAUUCGAACAAAAAUAUUGUUUCUAAAACUAGCCAAUAAUGUUAAUCAAGGAACUUGCUCGCACAGAAUCCGGGGUAUCUGCAUCUAUAAGAUACUUUGUCUUGUUUGUUACUGUUCGAUUGACAAGAGUUACUUGAAUUAUGUAUGUACUACUUUUGUGUGUGCUGAAUUUUCUUAAAACUAACAAAGCUAAAAACCAAAAAAGAAAAACAAAUUAAUUAUAAAUGUAUUAGAAAAUUGAUAAAUCUAAUGUGUGUGUGAGAAUUCUCAAUAAAAGUUAUUAAACAGAUAAA
Messenger RNA from Drosophila nasuta, 7125 nucleotides. It is a transcript of the gene roq, whose product is annotated as RING finger and CCCH-type zinc finger domain-containing protein roquin. Bases 121 to 3129 code for a protein of 1002 amino acids. The transcript is spliced from 4 exons. Gene Ontology annotation, biological process: nuclear-transcribed mRNA catabolic process, deadenylation-dependent decay; protein polyubiquitination; ubiquitin-dependent protein catabolic process. Gene Ontology annotation, molecular function: metal ion binding; double-stranded RNA binding; RNA stem-loop binding. Gene Ontology annotation, cellular component: cytoplasmic stress granule. The record is from RefSeq and is a predicted model, not a curated record. NCBI's taxonomy places the organism in Eukaryota, Metazoa, Arthropoda, Insecta, Diptera, Drosophilidae.